AUGACGGCAAUGCCUGCGCUCUCUCGUCUCCGCCCUUCACCCAUUCUCACCACUCAGCAGCUUUAUUCUCGCCCAGCAAAGAGGACCCCGAAAGUGAGACCAUCCAAUGCUCCCCCAGGGCCCCAAGACCCGACUCAGUCGUCCAGCAGGAGCCCCCAACUGCAACGGCACAACGGGUCCCUCCCACCUGGUGCACCCUGGGCCUCGGAGCUGGAGAAUGGGACCCCAAAAAUAGUGUGGAAUUUGCCUUCGGCCGGCGCCUAA
This is a messenger RNA of Colletotrichum paranaense, 264 nucleotides long. RefSeq lists its product as uncharacterized. The transcript has a single exon. Lineage: Eukaryota; Fungi; Ascomycota; Sordariomycetes; Glomerellales; Glomerellaceae. The record is from RefSeq and is a predicted model, not a curated record. Bases 1 to 264 code for a protein of 87 amino acids.